CCUCUCGGUAUCAGCAUGGAAAUUGACUCUUGAUCUGAGACUGCGUGACACACUUGCAGAUCGAUUAAAACACUAGACUUUUUUUCCUUCAGUUCGUUCAUUCUUGGGGACAAAGUUAAGGAAGAAAAGGUGGCACACACACACACACGCAGCGCCCGCGGCGCGGACAUAGUUCAAGCCUGCCGUCGCCGUCGUGUCGGCGCGUGGUUCUUCUGCCCAACGAAUCUGCUCGUGCGUGCGCUAGCAUCCACUCGCCUGGCGAUCCGCGGCCCUCUUUUUCCACGGCGCGCGGGCGGGCACCGGCGCACCGCUGAAAAUUCUCGGCAGGAAUGGUCGCCCGCCGAGACCGUUCACAUCCUGCCCGCGACGACCCGACGGGCGAUGGAAAGGCGUCUCGCUCGACCCUCCAACCGGCCGCGCGGGGUGCCGCAGGGGCAGGGCGAGGGGCGUUGGGAAGAUUCCUGGCUCCUGGAGGUGACCGACGUCACUGGAGAGCAACGGUCGCCAGCUUAGGGAAGGGAAGUGUCGGAGCAGCAGCACAUGCGAGUAUGUGACGGGACGCGCACAGAGGUCGGGACGUCUCGGCCCCAAAACUGGCCUGCUGCUGCUGUUGUUCCAGUCACCCAGACGACCGACAGCUAUCGAACGCUGGCGGCUGGCUCGCUUGCCCUGCUGACCGGCAGCACCGAGCCUUUGCCCGUGCGCGCUGGGCGGCGAACUUUGACGGCCCGCCGCCGGGACCCGUUUCCGCGCGCCUUCUUCUAGAAGCGACCUGGGUCCCGGUCCGCCAACGCAUUGGCCAGUCAAACCUCAGACGCCCCCAUGCAACGACCAGCCGCCAGCCGAUGUAUACCCAGCCCAGGAUGCGGGCGCCAGCGAGCCAGCGCGAGCUGCUCAGCCCAGUCACCGUCCGCGUCGUCGUCCGAGUCCCGGUGGCCCGCCGCGCACCCGGACACACGACACGACACGACGCGCGACCCGACCCCCUUUAUAAAACCGCCGCGCGACGCCACUCCCCCUCGUUUUCUCCUCUGCCCCUUGGGCUGCCUCGGCUCGCUCAUCUGCCGCGCCCGAGCUGACGCCAACGCGAGGAGCAAAAAUCCUAGCAACCGCUCAGGUUUCUUCCCCUUCAGUAGCCGUAGCCCUUGCUUUCGUCGUCCUUGCGGCAGCUUGGCGAGAAUUUUUCUCGCUGCGGUUGAGUGCGAGCCAUUCCGGUGGGUAAGACAGAGUUGGGGGAGCGUCGGUUAGUUAAUUCUUCGCCCAUCAUCAGUCGGAGGAGAGACAGGAGGAGGUGCAUGGCCGGCAUGGAGGGUUCCAAUUCCAGCUCGCAGCCGCCGCCGUUCCUCAUCAAGACCUACGAGAUGGUGGAGGACCCGGCGACCAACCACGUCGUGUCGUGGGGCCCCGGCGGCGCAAGCUUCGUGGUGUGGAACCCGCCGGACUUCUCACGGGACCUGCUGCCCAAGUACUUCAAGCACAACAACUUCUCCAGCUUCAUCAGGCAGCUCAACACAUACGGUUUCCGAAAGAUCGAUCCCGAGAGAUGGGAGUUCGCCAACGACGACUUCGUUAGGGGGCACACGCACCUCCUGAAGAACAUCCACCGGCGCAAGCCGGUGCACAGCCACUCGCCGCAGACCCAGGUGAACGGCCCACUGGCGGAGUCGGAGAGGCGCGAGCUCGAGGACGAGAUCAGCAGGCUCAAGUACGAGAAGAGCCUGCUCCUGACGGACCUCCAGAGGCAGAGCCAGCAGCGGUGCGGGAUCAGCUGGCAGAUGCAGUCGCUGGAACGCAGGCUGGCGCAGAUGGAGGAGCGCCAGAGGAACAUCGUGGCCUCCCUGCGCGACAUCCUGCUGCCGGUCGGACACGGGGUCGUUUCGUGGGGGUCGGCGACGGGGGCGGACCACUUCAGCAAGAAGAGGAGGGUUCCGAAGAUGGACUUCUUCGUCGACGAACCCAAGGUCGAAGAACAGCAGGUGCCGUUCCUGCAGACGGUGGGCGCGGAGACGCCAGGCAUGUCUCCGAUCCGCCUUCUGAGCGCCGAGCCGUUUGAGAAGAUGGAGCUGGCCCUGGUGUCGCUGGAGAGUUUCUUGCAGAGGGCAACAGCGCAUACGUCUGCUGCUCAAGGCAUGUUGUACGCCGCUGGUGUUGCUGAACCCAGCCCUGCUCUGGCUCUAGGCGAGAUGCUCUCGGCACCAAUGGAUACCGAGAUCGAUCUGCAGCCAUCAGCUUGCCAGAACCCCUUCGCUUCGACCUCAGGGCAAGACCAGUCGUCUUCUCCGUUGGCAGAACCCCCGAGCUACUACGCCCAGAGCCCGAUGCUGCCGAUGGCACAGCUCCAUGAACAUGCCCAUAGGACAGCUGCUGGAGUCGAUAUGAACUCUGACACCACAACCGGCGACACCUCGCAAGAUGAUACCACCAGUGAAACUGGAGGUUCCCAUGUGCCGGCCAAAGUGAACGAUGUAUUCUGGGAGCGGUUUCUCACAGACGCCGCCGAGGGUAAAAGCGAGGCAAUAGAAGCAAAAGAGGAUGUGAAGACUGCCGUAGACCGCUGCUGUCCUCGUCUCCAGGACAAUGUUGAUCAGAUCACUGAGCAGAUGGGGCAGCUUGAUUCAGCUUCUUAUGCACCCGAGAAUUACUGAUACCACACCAUCGGUGUUGCCGCUGUACAUUAUAGUUUAGGCUAGCUAAGUCUUUUCUAGCAUUUCCUACUGUAAAAAGUAAAAUCAUAUGCUGACCCAUGUACAUUACGUAUGUCCUCGUGCUGUUGAGCUAGAGCACAGAUUCAGUUAUUUGCUGCCCUAAUCUCUUCCGUUGUUGUGCUUGCACGUGUGCCCUUUCUCAUAAAUCCUCUGGAGAUGCAUCUUACAAUACCUAAAAUAGUAAUUUUAUCUGAUGAA
Messenger RNA from Zea mays, 2903 nucleotides. Its product is annotated as heat stress transcription factor A-4d. The record is from RefSeq and is a predicted model, not a curated record. Gene Ontology annotation, molecular function: RNA polymerase II cis-regulatory region sequence-specific DNA binding; DNA-binding transcription factor activity. Bases 1296 to 2645 code for a protein of 449 amino acids. The transcript is spliced from 2 exons. NCBI's taxonomy places the organism in Eukaryota, Viridiplantae, Streptophyta, Magnoliopsida, Poales, Poaceae. Gene Ontology annotation, cellular component: nucleus. Gene Ontology annotation, biological process: cellular response to heat; regulation of transcription by RNA polymerase II.